UCUACCAAAGUAAUUUUCUGGUAAGAUACUCCAAAAGUAUUCCCUUUAAGGUACUUUAUACAAGACUGUACAUUUGUGCUGAGUUUGUAAUUAAUUAUCCCCGGACUAGAACAUGCAAUAAUGCAGUAUAGACACAGGGCAACCAAAAUAUAUACAUCAUGUUUUCAAUAUUUACAGAAAAAUCACAUGGCAAAAUACGUGUAUGUAUACAUAUCGGGGAGUUACACAACAGAUGCAUAUUUUACGGGGUGUCAGUGAACGCACCAUGAGCACUCGGCGCUGCGCAGAUCUCUCUCCUCUCAUCCUUUUGUGUUUGCGGACCAAUCAGCGCUCAGAUGGCGCAUGUUGCGCGCUCAUUGGCGGCGAAGGAGGAAGAUGGAGGAUGGAUGUGUGGAGAGCAGAGAGAUCGCUGUCUCCUGCUGACGUGACUGAUGGACUUUUAAUGAGCUGAGGGUGUUUGGAGGCUUUGGAAAGCUGCUUUGUUCCAGUGAUUACCGUUGUUUUUGUUAUUUUGUAUUAUCAGUAUAAGUGUAUUUGUGUGCGUGUGAGUGUGUACGUGUUUGCGGGCCGUGUGCAGUGAUGUCGGGCCCGUCGCUCCGUCCUGUCGGUGAAAUCAUUGCCCAUUAACGUAGCACUGACUACUGGAGCUCUCUGUUACUGAAGUUGUUGCUGUGUGAACAAUGCGCAAGCGAUGUCUGAUGUUGAAGCCACGUAUGCAGACUUCAUCGCUUCCAGGAGGACAGGACGGAGGAACGCCAUGCACGACAUUCUACAGAGUCCCACUGACCCAGAGGGGCGUGAGCUGCCACUCACCCUGUCGCUGUCCCAGCUGCACAUCAACGCAGGAGGGGAAGAGGGUGAUGACACAGAGGAAAGCCAGAGCGCCUCCUCCUCGGCACAGAGGGACGCUGAGCAGAGGAACAGCUAACUACUAUGUGUGAUGUGCGUGUCGUCAUGUACAUGUGAUGAUAACGAGGGCUGAUAGAAAAGCAGGGUAGCACCACCGAUGCCGAGGUGCCUAUGAGCGGGGCAUGGACACCUUAAAUCCACUGCAGAGGCGUUGAGGCAGUGCUGCGAUUGAGAUCACACAGCGCUCUCAUGUCCAUGUGUCUCUGCUGUCCAAAUAAUAACAGACUGACUUUUUUGUUGUUUUUUUCCCUCUCAGAGUCAGUGCGAGCAGAGAGUCAGACGUGUGUCUCUUGUAAAGCGCUCACCAUUCAGUCUUAGUUACUUAACUUAGUAGUCAGGUGACUGCAACAAGACGAGAAAAACCUAAGAGAAAACCCUGUGUGAGUUUUGUGAGCAAUUUGUGAGACCACUGAGACGUGCUGAUGUAAUGGGUCACAGUGGGAGUAGCAUGUUCGUAGAGGUAGCGGUGCUGAUAGAGAUUAUAUUGCCAGUUAAUGGCUUGUGUUUCUUUUUAAAUUGACAAUGCCGUAGAGGGAGCCGAACCAGUCGGCUGUAGACACAAACCUGGGAAAACCCUGCGGUGUGUGGUUCGUGGAAACGUGUGCUGUGUGUGUGAUGAACAGAUCCCCGAUGUGUAGUGCAUGUGAAACUGGCCUGUAACUAUAGAGAGCAGCAGCCGACUGUAGCACUGAGAAGGUGAAGUGAUGCAAUACACAGUCAGUCUGGAACAAGAAUGCAAUGAUGGUACUAAAACCUUUUUUCUACUUGCCUAAUGAUACUGUUAUUAUCACAACCUUAAAGGUCCACUGUGUAGGAAUGUGUGACAUCUAAUGGUGAGACUGCAGAUUUCUAUACAUAUCAGGGAACUACAGUGUCAUAUCAAAAAGAAUGUAAACACUCCUUUACAACUCUCAAGAUCUCAGUCUAAUCUAAUGCUGCGUUCACACCAAACGCAAAUUUUCACUGCAUAUUUAUACAACAUCAUCAGCUGGUGCCGGCGGCAUAAUCGGCUUCUUCACUGACCAUUUGCCACGCUCUCUCCUUUUUGUUUUUGUCCCAGUACAUCACGUACAGCAACUUGUGUCAUAGCGUUCUGGAUGUCGACACACAGAAAUUAUAAUUUUCUUCCCCCUUUUGAGUCUUUGGUUGCUAAGUAAGCUUAUGCUUAAAAAGGUGAAGUGUAAAAUAAAAAAAUAAAAAUCAUGGUGCUAGCUGGCGGCCCUUGACUAAAAAGGCUAAUUGUAUGGCUAUAGAUCACAAACAGUCGUCAAAUAUUUUGAUAAAGUAAUUGGUUUGAGUGUUUUUUUACACAAGCUUUCUUAGUUUCUUUUAGCUUCUUAAAUGUGAAUAUCUUGUGGUUUCCUUGCUCCAUUUAACAAAGAAAUAAUUUUGCCGGACAUUUGACAUUUUUCGGAGCAAACAAAUACUUGAUUAAUUUAGAAAAUAAUUGACAGGUUAAUCAAUUAUGAAAAUAACCAUUAUUUGCAGCCCUAGAUUAUGUACUUUCAAUUGUGGGUAUUACAGUCUCACUCUGCGAUAAACCCCUCUACACUUUGGACCUUUAAAGUUGGCAGAUGAGAAGAUUGAUACCGCUCUCAGCUAAUGGUCAUCUUAGCUUAGCAUAAACACUGAGACCAGGUAGAAACAGUUAGUGUGGCAGCGUCUUAACUAAAAAAAAGCAAAACAAAUAAGUAUAUUGUCCGAUACCCCAUAGUAUGUAUACAUACUGAAACAUUUAAACAAAUCCCAUAUUUGAAGAUUCAAAAGCCAUGUUGCUAACAAGUGUUACUAACAUGGCAUCAUGUGUUGUGCACUCAGCUCUUGAGAAUGUGUUCAAUUAUCAAGGAGCAAGAAAAAUUCUAACUUUAAUGUCCCUGAGAGCAGCUUUUUCCAGUUUUGGAAGAAAAGGGGAUCUUAAUAAUGAAUUAAUGAUAAAGGGCAGAUAGGCUAUGCAAGCUAGUUAGCUUAUCUAAGUUAAAGAUACAACAGCAGAUAAAACAGGGCAUAAUGAGUUAAUGAUGAAUGCCGGAUAGUAAGCUAGUUAGCUAAACUAAGCUGCAGGAAAAACAGGUCUUAAUGAAUUAAUGAUAAAUGAUGGCCGAUAGUUAGCUAAACUAAGCUACAGCUAAAACAGGUCUUCAUUAGUUAAUAAUAAAUGAUGG
Messenger RNA from Solea solea (common sole), 3071 nucleotides. Its product is annotated as cAMP-dependent protein kinase inhibitor alpha-like. The record is from RefSeq and is a predicted model, not a curated record. Gene Ontology annotation, biological process: negative regulation of cAMP-dependent protein kinase activity. The transcript has 3 exons. Bases 692 to 928 code for a protein of 78 amino acids. Gene Ontology annotation, molecular function: cAMP-dependent protein kinase inhibitor activity. Lineage: Eukaryota; Metazoa; Chordata; Actinopteri; Pleuronectiformes; Soleidae. Gene Ontology annotation, cellular component: cytoplasm; nucleus.